CCAACACCAACCACCCAAUUGAUCCAUAACAUGUCUCCUCUUCCAGCUUGUAUCCGUAAAGGUGCUACUGCCGUCAUCACCGGUGGAGCAUCCGGUAUCGGUUUCGCCGCUGCUCGCCGUUUUGCGUCCGAGGGGAUGAAUGUUGUGUUGGCUGAUCUCGAUACGGAAUUGCUCACCUCUGCUGGUGAGGCACUCAAGAAGGAGGGGGCGAAAGUCAAGAUCGUGCCUACUGAUGUCUCUAAACUCUCCGACGUCGAGAACCUCAAGAAGACGGCUUACGACACCUUCGGCGCCGUCCACAUCCUCAUGAACAACGCUGGAACUGGGCACGGUGGUCCCAUCAUUAACGGAGAUCCCGACGCCUGGACUAAGCUUAUCCACACCAAUCUUUUCGGCGUCGUCUACGGCUCCCAAGUCUUCGCACCCGUCAUGAUCGCCCAAGGCGAGCCCUGCGCUAUUAUCAACACCGGCUCCAAGCAAGGAAUCACAUGUCCCCCUGGAAAUGCCGCCUACAACGUCUCCAAAGCCGGAGUCAAGGUCGCUACUGAGGCGCUGGCUCACGAAUUGCGUAACACCGAGAACUGCAAAGUCUCCGCACACCUCCUCGUGCCGGGAUACACCUACACCGGUAUGACCGCUGGCGCAUCCGGAAAGGGCAAUCAACAACCUUUGGAGAACAAGCCUGCGGCUGCGUGGACUGCGGAUCAGGUCGUGGAUUAUUUGUUCCAGAAGAUGCUGGAUGGAAAGUUUUAUGUUAUUUGCCCGGAUAAUGAUGUUAGUGAGGAUUUGGAUAAGGCUAGGAUGGCAUGGAGUGCGGCGGAUCCGGUUGAGGGGCGGCCGGCGUUGAGUAGGUGGCAUCCUGAUUACAAGGACGAGUUUGAGGGUUUCAUUGCUGAGAGGGUGGGAAAGAAAUGAGGUUGGUUCAACCAGGGAAAUCGUGAACGUAGCUCGCGC
Saitoella complicata NRRL Y-17804 is the source of this 954-nucleotide messenger RNA. Its product is annotated as short-chain dehydrogenase/reductase SDR. The transcript has 2 exons. The record is from RefSeq and is a predicted model, not a curated record. Gene Ontology annotation, molecular function: oxidoreductase activity, acting on NAD(P)H, oxygen as acceptor. The coding region runs from base 31 to 915 and encodes 294 amino acids. Gene Ontology annotation, cellular component: intracellular anatomical structure. Lineage: Eukaryota; Fungi; Ascomycota; Saitoellomycetes; Saitoellales; Saitoellaceae.